This is a messenger RNA of Lathyrus sativus (Indian pea), 912 nucleotides long. The record is from the annotation of a GenBank genome assembly. NCBI's taxonomy places the organism in Eukaryota, Viridiplantae, Streptophyta, Magnoliopsida, Fabales, Fabaceae.
AUGCUUCGGUGGUUACAGAUGUUUCGAAUCUGCAGUGUUCAACCAUGUCAUAUGCAGAGAAAUUAUGUAGCUGGUUUUCGUUCUUUACAUACAGCGAAAAUGGAUUCAAGAGAAAACCAAAUAGUGAAAAACCAACAGCAUCCAGUUAUGUCCCAAAAUGUCGUCGUAAUGAGGCACAGUGAACGCCUCGAUAACGUUGAGCCAUUAUGGAUAUCCACAUCCACACGACCGUGGGAUCCGCCACUGACUCAGUCGGGUCGGGUUCUAGCAUUCCAAACGGGUCAAGGUAUCCGAAAGAGCCUCGGAUUCCCGAUUCAUCGACUCUUUGUUUCUCCUUUUCUACGUUGCGUCCAAACUGCCGCAGAAAUUGUUACUGCUCUCUCUGCCGAUAACGAUAUCGAUGGAAGUGUCAGCCGUGACGACAUUUCUGCUGAUCCUUCAGAAUUCAAGGUAUCUAUUGAGAAUGGAUUGUGUGAAAUGCUAAACACAAUAGCUAUUCGGAUCAACGUUGCUCCAAAAGAUGGAAACUUUAGUUUUGAUAUUUCACAGCUUGAAACCAUGUUCCCAAAUGGAACUGUGGAUAAUAAUCAUGUAGAUAUGGUGUAUAAGGAGCUACCUAAAUGGGAAGAAUCAGUUUCACAAGCAAAUGUUAGAUAUCAACAAACAAUUACAAGCCUUGCAGAUAAAUAUCCUAAUGAAAACUUGUUGUUUGUUACACACGGGGAAGGAAUUCAAGUGGCUCUUUCUUCGUACACAAAAGAUGUUGUGGAACAUAAAGUGAAAUAUUGUGGUUAUGUACAACUUAGACGUCCUAUCUAUAAAAAUGAUCAGUCUUUUAUCGGUGGAAAGUUCAAUUUACUAACUCAUAUUGGUCAAAAUGGGGUAAACUAUAUUUCCUCACAAGAACUUUGA